Messenger RNA from Talaromyces stipitatus ATCC 10500, 1251 nucleotides. RefSeq names its product cellulase family protein. The transcript is spliced from 2 exons. The record is from RefSeq and is a predicted model, not a curated record. Lineage: Eukaryota; Fungi; Ascomycota; Eurotiomycetes; Eurotiales; Trichocomaceae. The coding region runs from base 1 to 1251 and encodes 416 amino acids. Gene Ontology annotation, molecular function: hydrolase activity, hydrolyzing O-glycosyl compounds.
AUGUUCGGCUUGAAAAGCCUCAUUGCGGGGUUACUUCUAUCCCCCCUCCAGACCCUAGCACAGCUCCAUACAUCUUCACGAUGGAUUCUGGAUGCAGACAACAAUCGCGUCAAAUUGCGUUGUAUCAAUUGGGCAGGACAUAUUGACCUCAGGAUUCCCGAAGGUCUGAAUAAACAGCCUAUUGAUACGAUAACCACAUGGAUUGCUGAUAAUGGCUUUAAUUGUGUUCGCCUCACUUAUUCGAUUGAUAUGGCAUUGGACCCAGAGCAGAGUGUUUCUGACUCGUUUACUGCAGCAGGCACAGCAUGGGAUGUUCAGUCUGAAAUGACCGAUGCAUAUAAUGCCGCAGUCGCCCGAAAUCCUUUUCUCUCGGGAGCAUCGACUUUAGAUACCUUUGCUAUUGUCAUUGACAGUCUUGAAAGUAAAGGUGUUAUGACGAUUUUGGACAACCAUGUUUCCAAAGCGAGCUGGUGCUGCAAUCUCACCGAUGGAAAUGGCUGGUGGGAUACUGCAUCUGGGUAUAUCGCGUCUAAUAGUCGGUAUUUUAAUACCACAGAAUGGCUUGCCGGUUUAGAUGCCAUGGCAACAUUUGCACGAAGUCAUCCAGGUGUCGUGGGAAUGUCUAUACGAAAUGAACUUCGCCCUUUCCCACUGCUCCAAGAUCUUACACAUAGUGAUUGGUACAACUACGUGACCCAGGGAGCACUUACAGUGCACAAUGCGAACCCUGAUGUUCUUAUAAUUAUCGGCGGUUCUCAGUCGGCUACUGAUCUGUCCUUUAUCCGAAACUCAAACCUCGAUUUCUCUCAAUGGGCGGGCAAACACGUAUGGGAAUUUCACGCCUAUUCUUUCACGGUCACUUUCCCCGGUAAUACCGACUGCAUGGUAGCCAGUGCCGAAUAUGGUCUAUUCGACGGAUUUCUACUUACCCAGGACAAGUCGUACACAGCUCCUUUACUCCUCUCUGAGUUCGGUGUUGGCCAAUCCGGUGGGUCAAACUCUGGACUAUCUGACUCGGACUACAACUACUUGCAAUGCUUAGUCCAAUAUAUGGAGUCCAACGAUGCGGAAUGGUCUGUGUGGGCUGUGCAAGGAAGCUAUUACAUCCGUGAUGGUACUGUUGAUUAUGAUGAAACGUGGGGUUUACUGAAUCACGAAUGGUCUGGCUGGAGAAAUGGAAAUUUCUCGGGGUUGCUCGUAGUAUUGACAUUGACUGUAUUGGUUCAUCCUAUGUUGAAUAAGCCUACCUAG